Molecule: messenger RNA, 4843 nt
Organism: Solea solea (common sole)
Lineage: Eukaryota; Metazoa; Chordata; Actinopteri; Pleuronectiformes; Soleidae
Gene: kcna1a
Product: potassium voltage-gated channel, shaker-related subfamily, member 1a
Exons: 2
Coding region: 575-2038 (487 amino acids)
Biological process (GO): protein homooligomerization; potassium ion transmembrane transport
Cellular component (GO): juxtaparanode region of axon; neuronal cell body; membrane
Molecular function (GO): protein binding; delayed rectifier potassium channel activity
Source: RefSeq, a predicted model, not a curated record
CUCUCUCUUUUUUUCGGCUCAAUCUCCACCUCAGGCUUUCCUCACCAUAGACUCUCAGCAGCUGAUAUCUACCUUGUUUUGUCUCAUCUUGUUUCAUCGUCUCAAGUCUUCUGCAUCCAUAAGAGGACACUUUAACGGACACAGGAGGGUGAUGAGCACAGUAAGACUGUAAGCUUUUUCUUUUUUUUUUCCCCUCUGGAGGCUGCAGUGUAAAGUUGCCACAUGACACUCACUGGUGCCCUGCUGUUGGAUGAAUUUACUCGAGGAUGAGACGCAUUCAAGACCGUCCAAGAUCGGUCCACGAGGCAGCAGCAACAACAGCAGCAGAUGCACUGUAGAGCAGCAAUGGUCAAGUCAGCGAGAACCGCAGUGGAGCCGCACUGAGGCAGAGCAGCCAACCAGCCCCCUCAUAUCUGGGGACGUCUCCGACAAUCUAAGGGGUGUGGGAAGCUGAGGAGUGGAAAAUUUCCCCCUGAACCUGAAUGCCUGCUCAGUCAGACUAACUGACAUCCCAACACAACUCCUUCUCCUCCUCCUCCUCCUCCUCCUCAUCUUCCAACUCCUCCUCCCAAACAUGACUGUGGUAGCAGGAGACAACAUGGACGAGACCUCAGCUGUCCCCGGCCACCCUCAGGACCCCUACCCUCCAGACCACAAUGACCACGAAUGUUGCGAGAGAGUGGUCAUCAACAUAGCGGGUCUACGGUUUGAGACUCAGUUGAAAACUCUUUCCCAGUUUCCAGAGACAUUGCUAGGCAACCCCAAAAAGCGCAUGCGGUACUUUGACCCUCUGAGAAACGAGUACUUCUUUGACAGAAACCGCCCCAGUUUUGAUGCCAUCCUCUACUACUACCAGUCAGGGGGUCGGCUGAGAAGACCAGUGAAUGUCCCUUUGGAUAUGUUCUCAGAAGAAAUCAAAUUCUAUGAGCUUGGAGUGGACGCCAUGGAGAGGUUUCGUGAGGAUGAGGGUUUCAUCCGGGAGGAAGAGCGCCCUUUGCCGGAGAAGGAGUUCCAGCGUCAGAUUUGGCUCCUCUUUGAGCAUCCAGAAAGCUCAGGCACCGCCAGAGGGAUUGCCAUUGUGUCUGUGAUGGUGAUCCUGAUUUCAAUAGUCAUAUUUUGUUUAGAAACUUUACCACAGCUGAAAGAGGACCCAACGGCUCGAAUUGUGGGGAACAUAACUAUUUAUAUCAAGCCAAACAUCCUCACUGACCCCUUCUUCCUCAUUGAGACACUCUGUAUAAUCUGGUUCUCCUUUGAGUUGAUAGUUCGUUUUCUGGCAUGCCCAAGUAAACCGGCCUUCUUCAAGAAUAUGAUGAACAUGAUCGACAUUGUGGCUAUUAUCCCUUACUUCAUUACACUUGGCACAGAGCUGGCAGAAGACCCAGACCAAGAGAGUGUGGGGGAGCAGGCAACAUCUCUGGCCAUACUCAGGGUUAUCCGUCUGGUCAGAGUAUUUAGGAUCUUCAAGCUGUCGCGACACUCUAAAGGACUUCAGAUUUUGGGGCAGACCCUUAAAGCCAGCAUGCGAGAGCUGGGAUUGCUGAUCUUCUUUCUGUUCAUUGGAGUCAUCUUGUUCUCUAGCGCUGUAUACUUUGCGGAAGCGGAGGAGCAAGGAUCCUACUUUGGAAGCAUCCCAGAUGCAUUUUGGUGGGCUGUUGUGUCUAUGACAACUGUGGGCUACGGGGACAUGGUUCCAGUCACAAUAGGAGGCAAGAUAGUGGGAUCUCUGUGCGCCAUCGCUGGAGUGUUGACAAUUGCACUCCCAGUGCCAGUCAUUGUGUCCAACUUCAACUACUUCUACCACAGGGAGACUGAGGGAGAAGAGCAGGCCCAGCUGCUUAACGUCAGCAAUCCCCCCUCUGAAACCAACUCAAGCCGCCGUAGUUCAUCCACCGUCAGCAAGUCUGAGUACAUGGAGAUUGAUGGAGACAUAAACAAUAGCAUCGAUAACUUUAGGGAGGCAAACCUCAGAACUGGCAAUUGCACUAUAGCCAACCAAAACUGUGUAAAUAAAAGCAAGCUGCUUACAGAUGUUUAGACACUAGUUAGGAACUUUGGAAACUCUAUGGGACUGUCAUGUGGAGUAGACCAUCAGUUAGGAAUGCUUCAUUUACCUCCUCAAAGCACUCUAUGGCAUUAGGCCUACAACUAUCCUCAGCUAUAUAGAAAGGAAACAGAAAAAAAAACAAAGUUGUUAGAGUGUAUGACAGGUAGUUAGAAUAAUUAAUUCUUCAGAUCCUACAAAUAUAUAGGUAUAUCAAAAAGAAACCAUUGAUUACUGCGCUUAUACAAUGCUCCCUGGAGGAUGCAGAGCACACAUUGUCCCAUCAGACAACAGCGUGAUGAUUAAAACCAUAUGCAUGGAGUACAGAUAACAUUUCAGCAAGUUGCACAAUGCACCAGAAACGUCUGCAGAGACAUGCAAGCAUCUGCAGUCAAGUGGUAAGCACCAAGAAGUGAACCCCCCCCCACCACCCUCUUUCUUCUCUUCCGACAAAAGGAUCAACUAUUCAGCAAAGCACCUUAUAGGAGGAAGACUGAUCUCUCUUGUUUGGAUGUAAACAGAUGGUGAUCUACUUGCUUCACGAACAUCCGCAAUGCUGCUGUUUUCCGGCAGUUGCUGUAAUUGUGAUAUCACCAAGUGAUUCAAUGCCAUGCCCUUUAGAUGCAACACAGCACAAUGAGAAAGUGAGCUUCACAUGAGCAUGAUUAGAGACUUUCCAUUUUGAUAUUGGCAUGCUUGAGACAUAUCUCUCACAUAAUGGAAAGGAUCUUCUUUUGGAUACCUGCCUCCAUCCAAACCCUCCUCAUCUGUUUUCAUACUGAGUGCACUGGAUGAGUUUUUAAUUUGAAAUGCUAAUCAUUUAGAAGUAUAGAAACUGAAUGUUAAAUCUUAAGGGAACAGUUACAUAAAUGAGAUCAUAGCAUGAAAAAAAAGUAACCUGCAUUAUGGUCUACUGACUACGGUACUUUUGUAACCUGGUAUAUUUAAUGCAUGACAUGAGUAUACAGCUUGUUGCAAUUCAGGCACUCUUCAGUGCCCUAUACUGUCAGGGAAACUAAGGAAAUCAAAUUCUGGAUGUUUCUGAAUUGCGAUCAAAUAUAUUCAAACCCAACAUGAGGAUGCAGAGUUUCUAAUUAAAAAAGUAGUCAAAGAAAAUAAAUAGAUAUUAUCAAAAAUGCAUAUAAUCAUAAUAAGCACCAAUUACAGUAUUACAUCGAUAGUGCAGUGCAUGGACCUUCUACGACGAAGGAAAAUUAUUAGUCAUGCUUCCAUCUCCAUGUCAAAUUUUAGUACAUAUUGUUUUGGACACAACUCGAGAAAAAAGACCAUGACCAAAUUUCAAUUCAUAUCACUGGAAAUUAUUCUGACAUUAGUUGCUAGUGCCUUUAUCCCCUUCACCAACAGGACCAGUGAAAGUGCCUCUGUGUACAAAGGUAUUGUUGAGGUUGAGCAGAGCUGGUCUACCUUCUGUUUGCGUUUCAGGACACUGUUGGUCACAAAGAGAAGCAAGGUUGACGUUAAAAUAGAUGAACAUAGUAAAAACAACAACAACAACAGACAGAUGAUCCAUGGCUGUCACGCACAACCCAGUUUCCAUGCACUUAAUUAUGCCCUUAUGCAGCAAUGUAUUGUACUUUGCAUUUUUACAAAUCAUAUUCAAAAAAGGGAAUAUCACUCUGAUUUCAGCGUCUUUUCAUUUAUGUCUGUUUGGGUUUUGUGCACCAUGCAUCCUUUCAGGGUCUCUACCUCAGUGAGGUCAUUGCAAACUUGCUGUAGAGUUGCAAGCUUCAAUGCAGGGCUUCCUAUACCAUAAUGCAAAAUGGAACCUUAAGUGUAAACAGCAGUCAUGCAAUAUUGAAUGUGAGAGUCCCAAAGCAUCGCCUUUACACAAGCACUUAGGACAAAUAGUGUACCAGACUCCUGCUCCUUUUGUUCACUUAAAGCUACGCACAAUCAGAACAUUCAUUUAUAGAUAGAGUUUAUAGAGAUUGUGUGACUCUCCUAGCAGGAUGAGAUUGACUGUUUUAUACUUACUUUCUUUGAAAUAGUGGUAUAUGAGGAUACUGUUGUUUGAGGGUGUGUUUCAAACAUGUGUGUGGGAGAAAGAGAGAGAGCAGAGAUUGUUUGAUAUUAGUUGUUAAAUCUUGUCAUACAACAAGCCCAAAGUGCAGCCCGCCAUUUUUGCACAAUCAUUUUUUGUUUGCGUUUCUUUUUGGCCGUUUUGAAAUAUUUUCUUUAUUCACUGUGCUUGCUCGUACGUACUCGUGGAUUGUUUCUCAGCAAACAACUGCAGACAGACACACAGACCAGGGCAAAUUGAAAGGACUACUUGAAAAAAAAAUCCACCUAUACUUUACAUCAGUCCACACUGUGCUGACACUGUCAAAUUCUGUCAAAUGACAGAAAGACUUUGUACAAUUGUGUGCUUUCCUUUCCUUUUUUUUUUUUUUUUUUUUUUUAAAUUUAACAAUUUCCUGACAAGGUCCUGUAAAAAAAUCUCUGCUGCAAUGCUACUUGACUGUCAUCGUUGUUUCUGUUGGUGCAGCGGCUAAUGUUUGUGGUGCUAGUGCAGGACUAUUAUGGUUGUCUUGUUACCAUCAUGUUACCUGAAGCUGAAGCCUACAGUAAUUGCUUUUUUUUUCCAUUCUACAGUAUGGCUCUUAUUUGUUGGUUAGUUUUGGGCAUUGUUUGCUCAUUUAUUUGGAACAGAUCUUUGUACUGUAUUGCAGAAGGGUGUCUGCCUCAGGCGAGGUAAAUAUUCCAGAGCCUCGCUAGAUGUCAGGAACUUAUCAAGAGAGCAAAAAAAAAAAGAAAAAAGAAAAAGGAUAUUUGACAUCU